ACACACAACUGGACAAAAUGGUGGCCUCCAUCGCCAGCAAAAUUUGUAGUCGGUUAAUUCAAUCUAAAAAUACUAUAUUAAGGCGUGUUCCUAUUUAUCCGGUUUUCAUAAACAAAAGAAAUAAUAGUUAUGGCAAUCUGUUGCAGAGCAAUACAGUGCGAAUCGGAUGUGCCUCAGGGUUUUGGGGCGAUACAAUGACUGCAGCUCCUCAACUGAUUUAUGGGGGUGGCCUUGACUACUUGGUUCUAGAUUACUUAUCGGAGAUAACCAUGUCUCUACUCACAGCCAUGAAGAACAAGGAUAGUAAUGCUGGCUACCCUGUUGACUUUGUCCAGGUUGUUAUUGCUCCACACAUAAAGGAAAUCAAGAAAAGAGGAAUAAAGGUGAUUAGCAAUGCAGGAGGGGUGAAUCCAGAGGCCUGUGCUGCGGCCCUACAGGCUGUCUGUUCUCAAGCCGGCAUUGACCUCAACAUCGCAGUUGUCAAUGGAGAUGACCUCGUGCACAGGGCUCCAGAGCUGCAGAAUCAAGGUGUUAAGGAGAUGUACAGUGGAGUUUCCAUGCCGAAGUCUGUCACCAGUGUGAAUGCCUACCUCGGAGCGGGUCCGAUAUCUCGUGCCCUGGACCUUGGGGCAGAUAUCAUAGUGACGGGCCGCUGUGUGGAUAGCGCCCUUGUCCUGGCUCCGCUUGUACACAAGUUCAAGUGGGGCUAUGAAGAAUUUGACAAACUAGCCCAGGGAAGUCUGGCUGGUCACCUGAUCGAGUGUGGAGCGCAGGUGACAGGCGGGAUUUUCACAGACUGGCAUACCGUACCAAACUGGUCCAACAUUGGUUUCCCUAUCGUGGAGUGUGCAGAAGACGGCAACUUUGUUGUCACCAAGCCUCCCAAAACAGGCGGGAUUGUAUCCAAGGCAACGGUUGCUGAGCAGCUAUUGUACGAAAUAGGUGACCCUGCAUGUUAUCAGCUGCCCGAUGUCAACUGUGAUUUUACGCAGGUCUCUUUGGGGGAUGUUGAUGGUCAUGACGGAGAGGCGGUGUUUGUGUCUGGGGCCAGGGGAGUUGCAUCAUCGUCACAGUACAAGGUGAGUGCAACCUACAUGGACGGGUACAGAAUGACGGCUGUGUGUUGUGUCGGGGGACCCAGGUCAAAGGACAAGGCUGAACGUACUGCUGAAGCAAUUCUCAAGAGAACAAGGGCCAUUUUUAAACAGUUAAAGAUGGCUGACUUUUCGAAAGUAAAUAUUGAGAUACUGGGCUCAGAAAAUAACUACGGACAUAAUUCAAAGUUACCUGCAGGCAGUCGUGAAGCUGUGCUUUGGCUUGCUGUACACCACCCUGACAAAAGAGCGCUGAACAUUCUCGCCCGGGAGAUAGCCCCAGCUGGAACUGGAAUGGCUCCUGGACUUACAGGCAUUGUAGGAGGCAGACCUAAAGUGUCACCAGUCCUAAAAUUGUUUUCCUUUCUCCAUGACAAAGAUGAUCUGAAGAUUGACAUUGCAAUGAACGGAAAACAUGUUGAGACAUACACUCCACCAAAAGUAGCCCAGGAAGGUCAAAGUUCAGGGUCACCUAAGCAAUCAGAGGUGAAGGCCACUGGUGAAGUACACAUUGGGUCACAUUCUUACCGCCUGGAGGACCUGGCAUACACCAGGAGUGGAGACAAAGGGAACAGUUGCAAUAUUGGUGUGAUAGCACGGCACCCAGCCUACCUCCCUUACAUCAGACAGGCUCUGACGGAGGUUACUGUGGCUGAAUAUUUCGCCCAUCUACUUGAAGCUGACAAGGGCGCUAAAGUAGACAGAUAUGAAUGUCCAGGAAUCCAUGGCCUCAACUUUGUGCUUCAUGAGGCCCUAGGAGGGGGUGGUAUUGCCUCACUACGCAGUGACCCUCAGGGCAAAGCUUACGGUCAGAUGAUGCUGGAUUUUGAAAUUCACGAUAUGCCAGCUUUGGUCGACAUCAUUAACGAGUCCUGAAGCAACCAUAUUGUUCAAUGAAUCAGGGUAGACAUGCUGCUGUCUCCGGACAUUUUAUGUGACAAUCUGUGAUAUUAAAAGUUGUUGUUUUCAAAUACAACUUUCAUACAUUUAUAUCAUUAUAAUACAAAUAUAUCAUUAUAAUACAAAUGUUUAUUUAUACCAAGUCUAUUUUCCUAUUCCCCAAACUUCAUUUUAUAACUCAGCUGUAUUAUUGUUUCACUUUUAAUUAAAUAACUAUGUAAUAUCCCAAUAAGUUGUAUUGAAUUAGACUGGUGUGUUAAAAAUGCACACACGCAAUUGAUACGCAAUUGAUACUUCCUUAAUUCUCUGUAAAAUCAAACCCUCUUCACAUUUAUGACAUGACAUUAUAUUUGAAAGAAUUUAUUAAUAGUAUACCACUUUUGCACAAAAUGUGGGUGUUCUUCAUCCAGAAUUGGGGCAGUAAGCUUAGUGGGCUAUUUGACGAGUAAACAUUUAGGGGAUAAUACCAUGGCAAGUGUCAAGCCACUCAUAUUUCAUAACUAUUUUGAUUUUCUAUAUGUGACUGCAACAUGUACUGGUGCAACAUGAUCAAUUGUGUAUAUUAAAUAUAAAUAAAUAUUGAAAGAAGA
Molecule: messenger RNA, 2584 nt
Organism: Mya arenaria
Lineage: Eukaryota; Metazoa; Mollusca; Bivalvia; Myida; Myidae
Exons: 19
Coding region: 18-1970 (650 amino acids)
Source: RefSeq, a predicted model, not a curated record